AUGCGUCUGUGAAUGAAUAGCGGAAGUGUGCAGUAGUGGCAGCAGUAGCAGCAUGGCGUACACGGCGAAAAUCGGACCAUCUAUUUUGAGUAGCGAUCUGUCGCAGCUCGGGAGGGAAUGUGAGCGAAUGAUGGAGUGCGGUGCUGAUUAUCUGCACCUUGACGUUAUGGAUGGGCAUUUUGUUCCAAACAUCACAUUUGGGCAUCCUAUGGUGGAAUGUUUACGACGCUGUAUCGGACCUGAUCCAUUUUUUGACAUGCAUAUGAUGGUGUCUAGGCCAGAGCAAUGGGUUAAACCCAUGUCAGCAGCAGGAGCCAAUCAGUAUACUUUCCAUCUAGAAGCCACAACCAACCCUGGCAACCUCAUCAAGGAAAUCAGAGAGAGCGGCAUGAAGGUUGGUCUUGCCAUCAAACCGGGAACAACUGUUGAGGAAUUGGCACCAUGGGCAGGACAAAUUGAUAUGGCUCUCGUCAUGACAGUAGAGCCCGGCUUUGGUGGUCAGAAAUUUAUGGAAGAUAUGAUGCCAAAGGUGAGUUGGCUCAGGAGUCAGUUCCCUUCUCUGGACAUUGAAGUGGAUGGAGGAGUCGGCCCAGACAGCAUCCACAGAUGUGCUGAGGCUGGAGCAAACAUGAUUGUGUCGGGAAGUGCCGUGGUGAGCAGUGAUGACCCUCGUUCUGUAAUCGCUCUCCUCAAAAAUGUUGUUAUUGAGGCGAUCCAGAAACGUUCUUUGGACCGCUGAGCAUCUUGACUUUUUACCUCAAGUCUGAUUUCAUCCACCACUGAUAGUCAUUCCUGCAGAUUCUGAGAGUCCUUUUUAAUGUACAAAUGUGUUAUUGAAUGCUCGGUGCUUGUGAACGGAUGUGCCGAGGGUGUGUUUGCACAUCUACAGAACACAAGAACUGCCUUUGCAAAGACUUUUGUUUGGAUUCAGCAGGAGUUUUCAGAUGCAUAUGGCCUUUAAGAACUGUGAUCAGACAGAAUCUGUUCUCUCCCCAGUGACAUCAGUUUGAUGAUUCCCCUCAUAAUUUUGACCUCAUUUAGUUUGAUUUCUCACCUAUUGUUUGUCAUAGUACCAGUCACAGUGGUUGAGUCAACAAAUUGAUAAAUCAUUGAAAAAGCUGCUCAUAACUACUUGAACAGUUAUUUGUCAGUUGUUCAGGUUUGUUGGUUAUCAAGUAAAGAAUGACCUUUAAGCUUUACAUACUGUAAUACAUUUUCUGCAGAUUGAGUUUAAAUCGAUUUUGACUUUAUUGAACAUUCCAUCAACCAAUCUUUCUAAUACCCUGAUAUGAUAAAAGUGUAAACCAGAA
Messenger RNA from Megalobrama amblycephala (Wuchang bream), 1310 nucleotides. It is a transcript of the gene rpe, whose product is annotated as ribulose-5-phosphate-3-epimerase. Gene Ontology annotation, molecular function: metal ion binding; D-ribulose-phosphate 3-epimerase activity. Lineage: Eukaryota; Metazoa; Chordata; Actinopteri; Cypriniformes; Xenocyprididae. The transcript is spliced from 6 exons. Gene Ontology annotation, biological process: pentose-phosphate shunt; pentose-phosphate shunt, non-oxidative branch; carbohydrate metabolic process. The record is from RefSeq and is a predicted model, not a curated record. Gene Ontology annotation, cellular component: cytosol. Bases 53 to 739 code for a protein of 228 amino acids.